GUAACCUUGUCUUUGACGAAACCAGCCUGCAUGAAUUACGUGGAUGUACUGAAGGCUUGUGAUUUUUGCUGCCUGCAAUAUAUGACGGGCGUUUAGACCGCGUGUCGUCUCUCCACUAACGAGAGAGUAGGUUGUAUCUUUAGGACUCUUCACUGUAUCCACCUGAGACCGUUAUAUGUCAGUAAGAAGCCAACGAAUGAGGUUCUACACACAUCAGCAUCACCGCAGGUGUAUCUGCAGCAGCACUUUGGAAUUUACACCGUACGGCAUCGGCACCGCACAAUACCUGUGCGCACGUGGGAUAGGGGGUGUUGGUGGUCUAUGAAUGUGGUCGAGCGUGCCCCCCACCACAACAUCUGCCUCUGUGCCUGUGGGGACUAUGCGCUGCACAACCCUGAAUGCACUGGCCGGUGGUUUGCGAGAACAGGGAGGGGGGUGGAGCAGCAGCAGGGGGUCGAGGGGGGCGCAGCAUGCCGCCUCCCUUCCGCAUUGCUGUGCUGGGGGCACAAGGCGUGGGCAAGACUGCCAUCGUGCAGCGCUUCCUCCACGAUGACUACAGCGAGGCGCCCACCCCGGCAACCAGCCACGCCCGCCGUGUCCACCUGUCUGCUGCUGUGCUCAAUGGCCACGUGCACGACCUGCAGAUCACCGACUAUCCUGCCAUCACCAGCUUCCCUGGGAACUCAAUGCAGGAGUGGACAGACACCUGCUGCCGAGGUAUCCGCAGCGCUCACGUCUACAUCCUGGUCUAUGACAUCUGCUGCUUCGACAGCUUCGAAUACAUCAAGACCAUGCGCCAGCAGAUCCUAGAGACCAGGGUGUUGGGCACAGGCGACAUGCCCAUCCUGGUCGUGGGGAACAAGCGGGACUUGCAGCGGGGGCGUGUUAUCCCCCGCCACAACAUGUCCGACCUGGUGAGGAAGAACUGGAAGUGUGGCUACGUGGAGUGUUCGGCCAAAUUCAACUGGCACGUGCUUCUGCUGUUCGGGGAGGCUCUGCGCAGUGUGGGCUGUGCCCGCUGCAAACACGUCCAUGCAACCAUCCGCUUCCAACGGGCACUAAGAAACGAACGCUGUGCCCUCAUGUGAUUUACUCAGUGACGGUGGGUGCGCACCAGAGUGGCAUUGGUACAGUAAACCGCCCUAGGACCACCAUGGCUGACCACAUUUCUGUCCUGUGAAGCUACAGUAUUAACAUGUAACAGCCCUCUGACUUGAUCAGGGAUGGAGAGUACCACCCUAUCCAUAUUUGAUAUUUUCUUGAUUUGGAGGCAGCUAAACCAACCCCUUGCUGUAAAAAUUCUGAACUCGUUCAAGUACACUAAAGUAACUUUCCAGCAUCUGGGAGUCGCUCCAGACAGACAGAUUGGCUUACGUUGUUUGACUCACCUGGACGUUGAUCGAUGUAUGACAUUGCUAAUGUCAAAGCCCUGUUUGGAGUGGGAUUGAGGUUGACAUCUGCUGAUGCAUUCUCUCUGCUCGGAUGUCUUGAAGGUGCACACUUGAGCAUAUAAUCCCCAGAGGUAGCUAUACGAAUUCCGUACACAAACCCAUCUCAAUUAGUCCUCUGAAACCAAAACAGCCAACCAUAGGGAGAAUUCUGUUAAAUGGAGUAAUCCAGUCCACCUUUACGCUCUUUCCGCAAACAAACAACUGUGUACAUACUAAAAUCUACAACUAUAGAAGCACAUAAGGGUGUUUAUAUACAAACAACUCAGACCAAACCCCCGAUAUGAGACUGUUAAUGAUAUACUGUAAAAAAUAAGGUCUAAAUGUAAUAAAAUACUUGAGGCUAGACGUGGUUGCCAACAUAGCGGCCUGUUCAGGUCCUCUGAACUGCUAAAUACAGCAAUAAAUGAACAUGCCAUGCUUGAAUGUUAGUAACCUUUGGUAAAACAUAGGAAUAAGGGGGAACAAAAUGACACUUGUUUCCUGUAAGGUUGUAUUCAAUGAAAUGUUUUAUUCAUUUUUAUUUCACCUGGUAGGCUAGUUGAGAACAAGUUCUCAUUUACAAUUGCGACCUGGCCAAGAUAAAGCAAAGCAGUGCGACA
This is a messenger RNA of Oncorhynchus mykiss (rainbow trout), 2050 nucleotides long. RefSeq names its product ras-like protein family member 10B. The record is from RefSeq and is a predicted model, not a curated record. NCBI's taxonomy places the organism in Eukaryota, Metazoa, Chordata, Actinopteri, Salmoniformes, Salmonidae. Gene Ontology annotation, molecular function: GTPase activity; GTP binding.